CUGCACUGGAAAAUGUCUGCUAAGCUUUUUGUGUCCUUUUUCUUUAAAAGUCUCAGUGAGAACAUGGUUAUCUUUGCACAUUGACGCAGGUUAUCUAUCUGUAAAUGUGUAAAUGCUUCAUAUUUCACAGACAGAAGGUGUUGUGUUGGAUCUUGGCUCAUUCACAUGUGAGUUUUACUCCAGCAAUGGAACCCUGGCCUAUUAUGGCCUGGGGCUUAAUGCUGAGUGCCAUCACUGGCUGGAUGAAAACAGUUCAAUCGAGGGACUUCACAGAAAAAGACAUAAUUUUCCUUCAUCCCUCCACCACUCCAUAUCCAGGAGGAUUUAAAUGUUUUACUUGUGAAGAUGCACCUGACAACUAUGAAUGCAAUCGAUGGGCUCCAGAUCAGUAUUGUCCAAGAGAGAGCAGAUACUGCUUCACACAUCAUAAGAUGAGCUGGAAUGGAAGCACGGUUGCGGUGACGAAACGCUGCGUGGCGCUGGAUGACUGUCUAACAACAGGGUGUUCUGAUAUAGAUCAUGAAGGAAACAAGGUGUGCACAUCCUGUUGUGAAGGGAACAUUUGCAACUUGCCCCUCCCGAGAAAUGAGACUGACGCCAUUUUUUCCACCACGUCCCCCAUUAACAAGAGCUUAAGACUAACACAGAGUCACGUGCUGCUGUCUGUCUCUAUCUUCAGUCUGUUGCUCCACAGUAUUAAAUAAGAGACUCGUCCAUGACGAAUAAAACCUUCAUGGCAGAAAGUUGACUCGUUCCAGUUGGGCUUUACGUUCCUUUAAAUGAAGUGUUAAUUGUUCAACUUUUUUUCAGUUGAUAAAAAGGUUUCAUGAUUUCUGCAUUAAUGUUUGCUAUGUGAAACUCCAGGAUGUGCAAGCGUCAGUGAUGUGGGUUUAAAUCUUUGGAGCCAUGUCCCUUAAACUGUGUGAAAAAUCUGAUUGCAUUGUUGGGCAGUGUUGGGGUGUAAAGGGGGAUAUUUAUGUCAAAACUGAAACAAACCUGCACAAUUUUGUCUUUAAUCAAUGUGAGUUGUGUUUUAUACAUUUGUAUAGAUAUAUUUAUUUUUUUAUCAUCCAUUUGUUGUAGGAAACCUUAACAGUUUGUUAGUUAAGUUAUCCCUGUAGAUAAAGCAUUAUGCAAGAGGUAAAGCUACACAACUUUUCCACCAAAAAUAGGUAACUACUGUCAUCAUUGUUGUCAUGUGGUUAAGGUCAAAUGUUGUUGUUGUUAACAUUAAAAAAGGGCUUGGCAUCUAGGAAACAGUACGGACAGCUACCUUCCUCAGCCGUACAGUAUACAAUAAACAGUCUAUUCAGCUUUUGCACUUUCCAUUUGUUCUUGUAUCAUAUUGACACACAUAUCCUUAAAGCACUUGUGUACAGAUAUUUGUCACGUUGAUGUGUAGUGAACUUAUAAUGCUUUAAUAUCAUGUGGCCUCCACAGUAUAACACAGUGAAGGGCUUUUAUAUUAUUAUUAUUAUUAUUGUUAUUACUAUGUAUGUAUGUUCUUAUAACACAUUUGUCAGUCAGUUCUGUACUGUAAAAUCACAAUUCUUGGUUGACAGAGCAGUCAGCAAAUAAAGUGUUGAGUUCAGUGUUAUUUUAUUCAGGCUGUAAUGUAUCAUUUGUUUUGGCGAUCUUUCUUCAAGCUGUAAAUGAAGCUGUUUCUUAUCUGUUUGUUUAGCGUUCACACUGAAAUCACAUUAGUAAACUAUAAAGGGCAUGAUGAUCGCAUAAGGGUUAUUGUCUCUUUACUCAGGUAAUUAUAGACCAAGCCAGUGCCAGUUAACUAAUACCUGAAUAAACUUUAACCUAUAGGUGUAUCCACAUUAAAAAAUUAUAAAAUGUGAUGUUUGAGAAUCAUCCUUAGUUCAGAGUUAUAACAUCAUGUACAUAAAAAUCAUAUCACUUUAAUCAUAAAUGUAACAAAUGAAACACAAUUUGUAACAAGGUUGCAUGAUUUUUACUCUUAAGAAUGCUGCAUUAGUGUGUGCCAAGGUUCGUUGGAAAUGUAGAUAUUUUUUCUACCCUUUUAUAAUAUUCCUCUAUUCUUGAGUUUGUACUUUUUGGAUAUCUUUUGAAAUAAAUGCGUAACACCUUU
This is a messenger RNA of Paramisgurnus dabryanus, 2098 nucleotides long. RefSeq names its product LY6/PLAUR domain containing 6 (gene lypd6). Lineage: Eukaryota; Metazoa; Chordata; Actinopteri; Cypriniformes; Cobitidae. The record is from RefSeq and is a predicted model, not a curated record. Gene Ontology annotation, molecular function: acetylcholine receptor inhibitor activity. Gene Ontology annotation, biological process: positive regulation of canonical Wnt signaling pathway.